Molecule: messenger RNA, 2424 nt
Organism: Pseudogymnoascus destructans
Lineage: Eukaryota; Fungi; Ascomycota; Leotiomycetes; Thelebolales; Thelebolaceae
Product: cysteinyl-tRNA synthetase
Exons: 2
Coding region: 1-2424 (807 amino acids)
Biological process (GO): intracellular signal transduction; cyclic nucleotide biosynthetic process
Source: RefSeq, a predicted model, not a curated record
AUGAGCUCGACGGAUUUUAGUGCACUGGUCAAUCUGAGGAUUCUGGGUCUCAUGGAUGUCACCCUGACUAUCCCAACUAUACCGGAUGAGACUGAGGAUAGGAGAGUUCGUACUUCCGGCACCCUGGCCGGUUCGAUGGCGUACGGUAUGGCUGAUACACUCGGUCGCAACGAGCAUCUCUCCAUCAUCGACCUUGUCGUCCCGCGGUUCAACUCCAACGAGUCAGAGACGGUUCUAGGGAUGUUUGACGGGCAAGCAGCGACGAGCGGCGGCUCAAAGGUGGCGAAAUACCUGCAUGAGAACUUUGUGCGCAUCUUCAGCGACGAGGUCAAGAUGCUUAACCCCGCUAUCCACGACACGCCUGUUGAUGCGCUGCGAAGAGCGUUCUUGUCGCUUAACAAAGAGCUCGCGUCCGGCGCGACGCAGUUUGUGGAGGAUCGCUCGCUGCUUUCUCAUCGAGGGUCUUCGCCCCCCGCAGUGCUCACCCAGGCGGAUUUGAAUUCCGGCGGCGUGGCGACGGUGAUGUUCCUAGAGCAGAUGGAACUCUACGUCGCCAACGUCGGGGACGCACAAGCGAUGCUCAUCCAAUCCGACGGCAGCCACCGCAUCCUAACUCGCAAACACGACCCCGCCGAGCCGAGCGAGCGACAACGAAUCCGCGACGCUGGCGGCUGGGUCUCUCGCCAGGGGAAGCUAAAUGAUAUUAUUGGAGUAUCUAGGGCGUUCGGAUACGUCCAGCUCUUACCUGCUGUCCAGGCCGCGCCGCAUAUCACGCAGAUCACGCUCAAGGAGCAGGACGAGAUGGUGAUGAUCGCCUCGAGCGAGCUCUGGGAGUACCUCUCCCCCGAGCUCGUCGUCGACGUCGCGCGGUCCGAGCGCAACGACCUGGUGCGCGCUGCGCAGCGGCUGCGCGAUCUCGCGAUGGCGUUUGGGGCGACGGGGAAGAUUAUGGUGAUGAUGAUGGGGGUGACCGACCGGAAGCGGAGGGAUCGGAUUAGGAUGAAUAGAGGCCCGAGUAUGACCUUGGGCCCGACGAGCGUCCUAGAUGAUGUGUACCUCCCCAAUAAGCGGAUUAAGCGCACCAAGGAGGCGGUGGAGGAUUCGAUGCUGCGGCGGCUGGAGGCGGAGGUGCAGGCGCCGGUGGGGGAGAUUAGUAUAGUCUUUACGGAUAUCAAGGGGUCGACUGCGCUGUGGGAGAAUAAUCAGAGUGCGAUGAGGUCGGCGAUCCGGCUGCAUAAUGAGGUGAUGCGGAGGCAGCUGAGGAUUAUUGGGGGGUAUGAGGUUAAGACUGAGGGGGACGCUUUUAUGGUCUCCUUCCCCACCGCGACGUCGGCGCUGCUGUGGUGUUUUUCGGUACAGGCGCAGUUGCUGGAGAUUCAGUGGCCGUCGGAGAUUCUGAAUCACUCGAUUGGGAAGGAGGUUAUUGAUGCGGACAACAACCUCAUCUUCCGCGGCCUCUCGGUGCGGAUGGGCGUGCACUUCGGCACCCCCGUCUGCGAACACGACCCCGUCACGCGGCGGAUGGAUUACUUCGGACCCAUGGUCAACAAAACAUCCCGCAUCUCUUCCACCGCGGACGGCGGGCAGAUCGCCGUCUCGGCGGACUUCAUAUCGGAGAUCCAGCGGUGUUUGGAGAAUUACAGCGAGACGGAGCGGGCGGGGCCGACGGCGGCGGGGGGGGUGGAAGGGGAGAUGGAGGAUCCGGCUGUGGAGAGUAUUAGGCGGGAGUUGAGGAGUUUGUCGAGUCAGGGGUUUGAUGUUAAGCCGAUGGGGGAGAGGAAGUUGAAGGGCUUGGAGAAUCCGGAGUAUAUCUAUUUGAUGUACCCGCAUUCCCUAGCGGGGCGGAUUACGCAUCAGCCGUUGCUUGGCUGUGACAUUGCUGAGGCUGCGGCGACGAAACUUAAAGAGGAUGCGGGCAGGGGGGGAGGGGAGGACCUGCAAUUGAGUUUUGAGCCGAAGGGGGGUCUGAGUAUUGACCCAGACUCGAUCUGGGCGCUGUGGAGGACGAGUCUGAGGCUGGAGAUGAUAUGCGAUGGGUUUGAGGAUGGGGUGUCGAAGCCGUUGUAUGGGCCCCAGAUGGAGCUGGUGGAGAAGCUGGCGGGGAGGGGGAGUGAUAUGACGGAUGAGUUGCUCUUGGGGUUUAUGCGGAAUUUGCUGUUGAGGGUUGAGGCCUGCAUCGCGAACGUCUCCCUCCGCCGCGGCGUCACGGCAGCGCAGAAUCACGUGCCGGCGGGCGCGGUGACGGAUUUCAAGAGGUACAUCCGGCCGUUUGAUGAGGUGCUGAAUGCGGUGGCGGAGCAGCAGAGGUUGGUGGAGAGGUAUCGGGAGAGGUUUGGGGAAUUGGAGGGGGUGGUGGAGGGGGUAAGGGUGAAGGGGCUGGUGGAGGGGGAAGGGGUGAAGGGGGUGGUGGAGGAGGUUGAGUGA